UUAAUUAAAUAAAGAGGAAAGAAGUCUGAACAGGUGAGGUGAGAGAGAAGGAACUGCUUUGACAAGUGUUGAAGUGUUCCUCUUUUGCCUAUUGCCAUCGUAAUUUCUCUGUGAUCGAGAAGUAUAUCUGUAUUUCUGCGGUGGAAUUGUCAUCUGAAUUUGUAAAAGGAUAAAGGAACCUAUGAACGAAGAGCUAAGGGGCACAGUAGUUGAAAAAAUGGUUGCAAUGCCAUGGAGAAGUUUCCACUGAAAGGUACGAACUUGUUGAACACUACAAUACCGCAAAAUUAUCAGAACACAUUAACGACAUACCAAUCUCUUGAUACAAAGGUAGAGAACUCUGACGAUGUGCAUUUUGUAGAGGAUGUGCGAUCGCGGAAUCGAACUGCUGGACGUGAGAAUAAUCUGAGCAGCGACGAAGACAUGUUGGAGGUCAACAAUGUAAACUCCCACCAAGGGGACAGUACUGUCUUCUCAGACAAUUGUAUUCGCAUUGACGAUUCGUCCUCUCACAUUUCAGUGGAUUCCGAUGACAUUCCUGGAAUUGGCCAGUAUGAUGAUUUCCAUACAAUCGACUGGCAAAGGGAUAUUGCCAGAGAUAGAAUGCGGCAUCGAUACAUUGUCAAGAAAAAGCAUGAUUCCAUUUGGCGCUUGAUCAAGGGUGCUCACGAUGCGUGGUCCGGAUGGCUCUGUGUUUUGUUCGUCGGUUUCUUUACAGGAGUUGCAGCAGGUAUCAUAGACAUUGGUGCCUCGUGGAUGACCGACUUAAAGUUUGGUAUAUGCCCCCAAGCUUUUUGGUUGAACAAAGAACAAUGUUGUUGGAGCUACAAUGAGACAACUUUCGAUGGUGCCAACUGUACUCAGUGGUUGGCGUGGCCGGAAGUAUUUAGCCAAUCGAAGGAUGGCGCAGGACCUUACAUGAUCUCAUAUAUGUUUUACAUAGCAUGGGCUCUUUUGUUCGCGUCUCUCUCUGCAUCAUUAGUAAGAAUGUUUGCUCCAUAUGCCUGUGGCUCUGGUAUUCCUGAAAUAAAAACCAUACUAAGUGGAUUCAUUAUUCGUGGAUACUUAGGAAAAUGGACGCUGAUAAUCAAAUCAGUCGGUCUAAUCUUAUCAGUUUCGGCGGGAUUAAAUUUGGGCAAGGAGGGACCAAUGGUCCAUAUAGCCUGUUGCAUAGGGAACAUAUUUUCCUAUCUAUUUCCAAAGUAUGGCAAAAACGAAGCUAAGAAAAGAGAGAUCUUAUCAGCAGCUGCUGCUGCCGGGGUCUCAGUGGCUUUCGGUGCUCCAAUUGGAGGCGUUCUUUUCAGUCUUGAAGAGGUGAGCUAUUAUUUUCCUCUGAAAACGUUAUGGCGAUCAUUCUUUUGUGCUUUGAUAGCUGCAUUUGUACUGCGAUCGAUAAACCCCUUUGGCAACGAGCACUCAGUGCUCUUUUAUGUUGAAUACAACAAACCCUGGAUAUUCUUCGAGCUAAUACCUUUUAUCAUGCUGGGUAUAAUCGGGGUAAGCUUUUGUUUCGAGUUCAUCGUCAUGGACAAAGGACACUUCAAUAUCUCUCCUUUUGNUAAACAUGGAAGCAGUACAGUAUGUUUGGAAGUAAGGCACAGAAAGGUGACUGUAUCAUGUGCUUUAAAUUUUAUUUAUUAUCCACAAUGGAGUUCAAUUUUAGAAAUUCUUCCUAUAUAG
Molecule: messenger RNA, 1680 nt
Organism: Megalopta genalis
Lineage: Eukaryota; Metazoa; Arthropoda; Insecta; Hymenoptera; Halictidae
Source: RefSeq, a predicted model, not a curated record